Molecule: messenger RNA, 2012 nt
Organism: Dipodomys ordii (Ord's kangaroo rat)
Lineage: Eukaryota; Metazoa; Chordata; Mammalia; Rodentia; Heteromyidae
Product: TRMT1-like protein
Exons: 12
Coding region: 5-1681 (558 amino acids)
Biological process (GO): tRNA N2-guanine methylation
Cellular component (GO): nucleus
Molecular function (GO): RNA binding
Source: RefSeq, a predicted model, not a curated record
CAGGAUGUGCAUCUGUCACUUACCUUGUCGACCAGUAAAACCAAACAUUAUUGGAGAACAGAUAUCCAGUAAGAUGGGUGCCCACUACCAUUGUAUCAUUUGUUCAGCAACUAUCACCAGAAGGACUGACAUGCUAGGGCAUGUUAGGCGCCAUGUGAAUAAAGGAGAGACUAAGUCCAGGUACAUUGUUGUGUCUACUACUAAACCAUCAAAUGAAAUUUUGAAGGAAGCAGAUACAGAUGUACAAGUUUGUCCUAACUAUUCUAUACCUCAGAAAACAGAUUCCUAUUUUAAUCCGAAAAUGAAACUAAAUCGGCAGCUAAUUUUCUGUACAUUGGCUGCUUUGGCUGAGGAACGAAAACCUUUGGAAUGUCUAGAUGCUUUUGGAGCUACUGGGAUAAUGGGAUUACAAUGGGCAAAACAUCUUGGCAAUGCAGUCAAAGUUACAAUUAAUGACAUGAAUGAAAAUUCUGUGACAUUGAUUCAGAAAAACUGCCAUUUAAACAAGUUGAAAGUGGUAGUAGACAGUAAGGAGAAGGAAGGCGGAGAUUGUCUUGGAGAAGAAGAACAAAAUCUUGGUAAUAUUAAGGUGACCAAAAUGGAUGCGAAUGUGCUGAUGCAUUUGAGAUCUUUUGAUUUCAUACACUUAGACCCUUUUGGAACAUCAGUGAACUAUCUAGAUUCUGCAUUCAGAAAUAUAAGAAACCUUGGCAUAGUAUCAGUGACUUCUACAGAUAUCAGUUCCUUAUAUGCCAAGGCACAGCAUGUUGCCCGGCGACACUAUGGAUGUAACAUUGUCCGAACUGAAUAUUACAAGGAACUAGCAGCCAGAAUCGUGGUAGCUGCAGUGGCAAGAGCUGCAGCACGAUGCAACAAAGGCAUAGAAGUACUGUUUGCAGUAGCUUUGGAACAUUUUGUGUUGGUUGUUGUGAGAGUAUUGAGGGGGCCUACUUCAGCAGAUGAGACAGCCAAGAAAAUUCAAUACCUGAUCCACUGUCAGUGGUGUGAGGAGAGGAUUUUUCAGAAGGAUGGUAAUAUGGUAGAAGAAAACCCAUAUAGACAGUUGCCCUGUAACUGUCAUGGAACCAUGCCUGGAAAGACAGCAAUAGAACUUGGACCUCUGUGGUCAAGUUCCCUUUUCAACACGGGAUUCCUCAAAAGAAUGCUAUUUGAAUCUCUUCAUCAUGGUGUGGAUGAUAUUCAGACCCUCAUAAAAACAUUAAUCUUUGAAUCAGAGUGUACUCUUCAAAGUCAGUUUUCAACUCAGACACCUUCAAAUGUCAAGAAGCAAGAAGAAAAUGAUGUAUUUAUCAAAACCACAGAUACCACAAUGGAACAUCUACAAGGAAAGAGAAAAAGCCAUGAAGUGAUAACAAAUUUAGCCAAGAAGCAAAAGUCUGAUGUCAGUACUGAACAUCCUCCUUUUUAUUAUAAUAUCCACAGACACAGCAUUAAAGGGAUGAACAUGCCAAAGUUGAAGAAGUUUUUGUGCUAUCUUUCUCAAGCAGGCUUUCGUGUAAGCCGAACUCACUUUGACCCAAUGGGUGUUCGUACAGAUGCACCUCUGUUGCAAUUUAAAUCUAUUCUUCUACAGUACAGCACCCCCACUUACACUGGAGGACAAUCAGAAGGCUAUGUCCAAUCAUCACCCGAAAAUUCAGUGGCUGACAGGGUUGAAUAACAGGUUGAAUAAUAUGUGGCUGCAGAAGACAGUCAUCAUAGAGAAGCGAUUAUUCUCAGGUGUCUGUACAGAUGGCCCAAUAGUUCUAUGCCACCUUGUAUUUCCUUUUCUAUUCAAUUCAGUUGUGUAAAAAUAAAGGGGGAAAAAAAGGUACUGAUGUUUUCAUUCGGAAAACUAGCCUUAAGCUAACUGGUUUGAGAGCGUUGUUUUGUAAGUUUUUCUUAUUUAAAACAAGUUUUAAUGAGAAUUAUUUCAUAAUGUGAACUUUCUGAUUGGGACACCCUAUGUUUAAUAAAUUUAGAACAAUUUCAUAUAGUAUUUAGAAACGUAA